AUGGAACCCAUUUCUUUACUAGUAACGACCCUUUCCUGUACAUUACUCAUUUGCAAUCUUGUUGGGAAUGUUCUCGUGAUGUUAGUUAUUUGUAAAAACAAGAAGCAAAGCGUGAGUGCCAAUGCCUUUCUUCUUUCAAGCCUCGCCUGCUCAGAUUUGGAGCUAGCUAUCGUGAUUUUCUUCUACACAAUUUUCCUUACUUACAGGGUGACAGAGGGAAAUUUUCCGGAUUUUAUUUUCCACGCUUUGAUUUCUGUCUACACGUUAGUUGCAUUGGCCGUGGAAAGGUAUUAUGCUAUUUUGAAGCCCUUCGUUCACUUGACACGAAUGGUGAAAUCUCUUGCGAAGAAAGUUGUUUUUGCUGUUUGGAUCUUUGCUGCAAUUAUGAGCACCCCAGGAUAUGUGUUUGAGACACGUCUCGGUGUUAACAAGGGACAGAACGUCACCACAUUCAAUGAAACAAGAGAGGCAGCGACUUGGUUCGAAACCCUUAGCACGGUUUAUGCAUCUCUUGUCCUCUUAUUCGGCCUUAUUCUACCGGCUACCAUCAUGAUUUUCUGUUAUUCACGUGUUAUUUAUCGUGUGUGGUUCAACACGGAUGCCACCAAACUUACAAAUACUGCUUUAUUAUUAUCACGACGCAAAUUAACAAAACUUUUCAUCAUAGUAACUGUGGUUUUCAUCAUAACUUGGACUCCGACUUUUGUCAGGAAUAUCGUAACAUCAUAUAUCGACUUGAAAUCAGCCUGGAUGUACGACUUAUCUACCAUGUUCCUUGGAUUAUUAGGUUCCUCUGCGAAUCCUGUAAUUUACUCUUUUCGUUGUCCUAAAUUCCGCCAAGAAGUUACCAAAAUUCUAGCUUGCCGUUUCUGUAAAAGGAAUCGUCAACCAAACGUUGCCUUUUUGCGUGCGACAAACAGAUAUUCUCAAACGCACAUGAGACGGAAAAUGACAACGCGCCCGACAACGCUAACUGUCGAACCAGUUUCAGUUAUAACGAUCAACUAG
Molecule: messenger RNA, 1008 nt
Organism: Porites lobata
Lineage: Eukaryota; Metazoa; Cnidaria; Anthozoa; Scleractinia; Poritidae
Source: the annotation of a GenBank genome assembly